AAGACCUCUCCUGGCCCAGGGAUGACCGGCUGCUCUCUCAGCUGACCGCCACGGCUUCGCUUGCAGACAUGGUGCGGAACUGGGUCACGGAGGGCUUCCUCUGCACCGGGUGCUUCUGGCUCUUGGUUUGUGCUGAGCAGCUGUGGCAGAAAGAGCCAGAGAAAGAGCACUCCAGGCUCUGUCCUUGGGAGUGUGUGAUUUUCGUCCAGAUGUGGCCAGGCUCGUUCUGCGUGUCUCUACCAAGUAAGUUUGGCUGUGUCAUGUCCAAGAAUGCAAAGAACUGGACCAUCCAUGGAUUGUGGCCAAGUAACAUCAAGGAAUGCUGUCCGUACUGGCACCUCUUCCCUUCUGACCUGACGAACCUGGUGUCUGAACUGAACAGUCACUGGCCAACUUUCACCAACUUGACCAACUUCCAGUUUUGGGAGAAGGAAUGGGAAAAACAUGGGACUUGUGCUGGUUGCACCGAAACCCUGAACAGCCCCAAUAAGUUCUUUGGGGCUGCGCUCUUCCUGCGCACCAAAUACAACAUUGACAAGGCCUUCGAAAGGGCUGCUAUUAUUCCCUCCUGUAAAUGGAGUUACCAGCUCAGCACCUUUGUGGACGUCCUUCAGCCCCUCCUGGGACACCAGUACGAGCUGCAAUGUGUGACCGACAGGCAGGAGCGACAAAUCCUGGUUCAAAUCAAGGUUUCUCUGUUCCGCAACUUCUCCACCGGCUGCCUCCCAGGUCCUUCCAUGGACAUCUCCCCCUACAAGCCUUGCCAGGCCCAGAGGAGGAUUUUUUAUGUCCCUCCCAACCAGAAGAAUCCACGCAACCCCUGCCUGUGAUCCGAGGCUGGCAGAGAAAUCAACUGGAUGAGAGGGUCACCAAGGAACCGGAAGAAUCCCAUCAUCUUUGGCUGUGGGACUUCCAGCCACUGAUUUGCGGGAACAGUCGCUGGCCAGCAAGAGUCCAAUUUCUACUCCCGGCCCCAAAGUUUUGAGGACCCCAAUGGCUUGAGCCAUCUCUGUGAUCAGCCA
Molecule: messenger RNA, 1022 nt
Organism: Candoia aspera
Lineage: Eukaryota; Metazoa; Chordata; Lepidosauria; Squamata; Candoiidae
Product: ribonuclease T2-like
Exons: 9
Coding region: 69-830 (253 amino acids)
Biological process (GO): RNA catabolic process
Cellular component (GO): extracellular region
Molecular function (GO): ribonuclease T2 activity; RNA binding
Source: RefSeq, a predicted model, not a curated record